Ictalurus furcatus (blue catfish) is the source of this 4680-nucleotide messenger RNA. It is a transcript of the gene prkcha, whose product is annotated as protein kinase C, eta, a. Gene Ontology annotation, biological process: protein phosphorylation. The record is from RefSeq and is a predicted model, not a curated record. Bases 264 to 2351 code for a protein of 695 amino acids. The transcript is spliced from 14 exons. Gene Ontology annotation, molecular function: diacylglycerol-dependent serine/threonine kinase activity; ATP binding. Lineage: Eukaryota; Metazoa; Chordata; Actinopteri; Siluriformes; Ictaluridae.
CACACACACACACACACACACACACACACACACACAGAGAGAAGAAACUCUUCCUCGUUUACUCUAAUCACGACGCUACACCUGCUCGGGGAGGCCAGCGGCAGCAGCGGCAGCGGCAGCAGCAGGAGGAGGAGGAGGUCCUCACACCGGAGUGCAGAGCGCAGGAGAGGGUCCUGUCUCCGCGCAGCUCCUUCUGACCCUCGGCUUCUUCUUCCCUAGUUUUUGUUUUGUUUUGUUUUUGUGUUUGUUUACGCGGAUAAUAAAUGCGGUUCACCGGAUCCCUGAAGGUGCGCGUGGGCGAGGCCGUGGACUUGAAGCCCACCAGCGCGUCCACGCGUCACGCCGCCGCCUUCGGUAAAGCCGCCUUGGGCCUCAACCUGAACCUCAACCUGGGCGCGCACGCGAGCCUGGACCCGUACGUGGUGGUGAAGGUGGACGAGCGCGCGGUGGGUCAGACGCGCUCCAAGCCGCGCACCAACGCGCCCACCUACAACGAGGAGUUCAGCGCGUGCGUGAGCCGCGCCACAAGCCUGGAGAUCGCCGUCUUCCACGAGUCUCCCAUCGGAUACGACGACUUCGUGGCCAACUGCACCAUCCACUUCGAGGACCUGAGGAAGAGCUCGAGCCCCGAGGAGACCUUCGAAGGAUGGGUUGAUCUGGAGCCUGAGGGGAAGGUGUACAUACAGAUCACGCUCAAUGGAACAUUUAUUGACGUUUCUGAUGACCCCGCCCCUCCUCCCGUGUUUAAGGAGUUCAGUCGGAAGCGUCAGCGUGCAGUGAGGCGGAGAGUCCAUCAGGUCAACGGGCACAAGUUCAUGUCCACGUUCCUGAAGCAGCCCACGUUCUGUUUCCACUGCAAAGAGUUUAUAUGGGGUGUUUUUGGAAAACAGGGGUACCAGUGUCAAGUGUGUACUUGCGUCGUCCAUAAACGGUGCCAUCAGCUUGUCGUCACAGUGUGUCCACGCAUGAAGAAACCUGCCAAAGAACAGACGGUGAAUCAGGGUUUCAGCAUUAAUGUUCCCCACAGGUUCAAUAUACAUAAUUAUAAGGUUCCUACGUUCUGUGAUCACUGUGGAUCUUUACUUUGGGGCCUCGUGAAGCAGGGACUGCACUGUAGCAUCUGUAAGAUGAACGUUCAUAUCCGCUGUAAGGGAAACGUUGCUCCAAACUGUGGUGUGAAUAACGUGGAGCUCGCCAACAAAUUAGCGGAGAUGGGACUUCAGCCAGGAGGGACUAUAAAACGCAACAACACACUGAACCCGUCUGCUGUAGAGUCCUCUCGCCGUGUCAGUGUGAAGAAAGGUGUCUCACCAGAAGAGAAUAAAGGUCGAACGUUGCACAUCGAUGACUUUAUUUUCCUCCAGGUUCUUGGCAAAGGCAGCUUUGGCAAGGUGAUGCUGGCCCGCCUGAAAGACUCCGAUCAUGUAUUCGCCGUGAAGAUUUUGAAGAAGGAUGUGAUUCUGCAAGAUGAUGAUGUCGAGUGCACACUGACGGAGAAACGAGUGCUGACGCUCGCACACUCACACCCCUACCUCACACACCUGUACUGCUGCUUCCAGAACCUGGAGCGUCUGUUCUUCGUGAUGGAGUUUGUGAACGGCGGUGAUCUCAUGUUUCACAUUCAGAAGUCGAGGAAGUUUGAGGAGAACCGAGCUCGAUUUUACGCAGCCGAGAUCACCUGUGCACUCAUCUUCCUGCACAGCAAAGGCAUCGUAUACAGGGAUCUGAAGCUGGAUAACGUGCUGCUGGAUCGGGAUGGUCACUGUAAGCUGGCAGAUUUUGGGAUGUGUAAAGAGGGGAUGUUUGAAGGAGCGGUUACCGGAACCUUCUGUGGAACUCCAGAUUACAUCGCUCCUGAGAUCCUGCAGGAGAUGCUGUACGGGCCGUCGGUUGAUUGGUGGGCUCUGGGCGUGCUCCUUUACGAGAUGCUCUCAGGCCACGCCCCCUUUGAGGCAGAAAAUGAGGACGAUUUGUUCGAGUGCAUUCUGAAUGAGGAGAUUGUUUACGCCUCGUGGUUGAGCGCCGACGCCGUGGACAUCCUUAAAGCUUUCCUGAUGAAGAACCCGACUCGUCGUUUGGGCUGCAUGGCGGCGAACGGUGGAGAAAACGCCGUCACGGCGCACGUGUUCUUCAGCAGCAUCGACUGGGACAAGCUGAAACGGCGAGAGAUCGAGCCUCCGUUUAAACCCCAAAUCAAAACUGGUGAGGACGUGAACAAUUUCGACCCCGACUUCACGAGCGAAGACGCAGUUCUGACUCCCAUCGAGGACGCCGUGAUCCCGCAGAUCAACCAGGACGAGUUCCAGGAUUUCUCUUUCACCUCGGAGGAAAUGCUGGAGUUCUGCACAUAGUAAAGAACAGUCGAAGAAAAACAACGCGGCGUCGCAGGAGGAAGACGACGACGGCGUCCGGUCGGUCGAGUCGUGACGUCGUGCUAAUAAAUAUUUAUCUCAGCCGACACGAGCGUUUAAACUCGUGUCAGAAUCGGCGAAAGCUAAGCUGAGACGUGGACGUGAGCUGUGAGCGUUUGGUUGGCUUUGCAAACGCUCCGAUAUUACUAACAAUAACCUGGGACUCGCCAGAGACGAGAUGUAAUAGGAGCAAAUUUGAUAUAUUUAAAAAAAUUCCAAACGUGAACUGCGACUGCUCCUGAACUUGCAGCAGGUCGGAACCUCGGCUUGGACACUUAUUAGCAACCGUAGCUGAUUUAAUGCAGCGACCGUAGAAAAUGAACGCAUUAACGUCGUACGCAAAGGACGACGACGUCACGUUGCUUAAACCGUAGCGUUCUGUUCAACAAAAAACAAAGUAUUCAAACCCUUAGCAAAGUUAGUGAAGACUUUGUCAGACUGUUGUUGUCACUGGAAGUGAUUAGUCUUAAACGCAUUUUAUUGUAGCUAAAGUUAGCUUUUAUUAGAUGAGAGAAAAUAUGAUGGAAAAUGUCCUGAUGAUCAAAUUCCAGUCAUUUUUCAGCGCAGAAGAGAAAGAAAAAAAAGAAAAAGAACUCUGUCUCAGUAUUGCAUGUAAAGAAAUCGUCGUCUGUUCGUCUGGUCUGAGAUUUAUAAUACGCUGGGUCGGUGGGGGCGGAGCUAAAGUUACAUUUGCAAUGUGCUGAGCUACUAGCCAUUUAUUUAUUUAAAUUUUUAUUCAUUCAUCAUUAGUUGGAUGUACAGCUUGGCAGGAAACAAAUUUUAGUCACGCAUUAUAAUUGUUUAGCUAAUUUUAGCUAGUAAUAUUGGCUAGUUGUAAUUAGGUAACAUUAAUUUUUAAUUAGACUAGCCAUGAUUAGCUAAGUAAUACUAGCUAGGUACUUAUUUAGCAUUAGCGCAGGUAUCUGGCUAGCUUAGUUUAGCUAAUCUCACUAAAUUAUUGUAUUGUGUAGCUCAGCGGGACGUCGUUGUGAAGAUGUGAAUUUUAAGGCUGAAGGACUGUAACUUAAGCUCCGCCCUUGUCGAGCCAGCGAUGGGCUUUGAUCUUACUGCAUAUUCUCCUCAGCACGUGGAUCCUCUGAUCUUCAGAAUGAAGUUUUGCCCUGAAUGUCUUCAGCUCUUUAUUAAAGCGUUAGCGACAAACUCUGCGUUUAUUUGUGGUUAAAACUGUAGUCUGAAUUCUAUCGCAGGUUUAAGAACACUGGGUUAUAAACAGCUGGGGCACUGUUGUUUUUAUUUUUUAUUUUUUUGUAUUUUUACUGCUUAUAAAUCUUUUAUUACGUCUGUUAUUAAUUCAUUAUUCAACGUCGGCCGGAGUGUGUUACGCUCUCGGCAGUGGCAGUGUUAUUGAAAAGCCUCCAGCUUCUGUUAUCGUUCUUUGGAUGGUGAUGAACGCCGUGACCCCGUGACCUUUCUUUUCGAAAUCACAACUGCUCAGAGGCUUUAAAGGGGAGAUCACUAAGAAUAUGGGGGUAAAAAUGAGGAUAUGGUGGCUAUUUUAGGCUUAGCAUUGGGGUGUUUUGGGCAUUGGAAUGGCACGAGGGGGUGAAAGUGGGUAACGGGUAUGAGAAGAGUCUCACUGGAAAAAUGUACGUAUUGAUGAAAGCUUCAGAGGAGUAACGGCUAUGAGAAGGGUUAUAGACGGGGUUACAGGGGUGUCAGAGGAGCGAAGGGUAAAAUUAUGAUUUAAUUAUCGAGGUAUGGGGUAACAUGGGGAUCAGAGAAGAAGCAGAAGGCGUAUUAGAGGGGUAUAUGAGGCAAACGGGGCAUUGGAAGGAUAAUUGAGCCAUUAGAGCGGUGUCAGAAAGGAGAAAUGAAGAGACAGGGUGACCAGAAGGGGUAUGUAGGGGUAAUGGGGUAUUUACGAUGGAGGGGGUAAACUUUAAGGAGGUAGAACAUGCAUCACAAGGGUAUCAGACGGAUAUAACGAGGUGAUCGGUAUCAGUGGGGUCGUAAAGGGGGUCGUACAGGUCUCUCACGGGUAUCAGAUGGUAAGUGAGAAUCUGGAGGGGCAUCAGAUGGGUAUCUUUAAAAUGUUUCCUUCUCGCAUUAUUCAUGUUAUCGUGUGUGUAUUUCUUAACGUGGUGUUGCUUUUGUUAAACCGAACCCACUCCGUUUUGUGUUUGUUCACGGUCACUGGAAGCACUUUGUGUGAAGUCAGACAUUUUUCGUUUGUUUAUUGUGUUUUUGUACCUGUUUUGUUUGUUGUGUUCGGGUCGCACAUGCGCUCCUAAAUAAAAGGAUUCAAGAA